CCGAGCGAACUCACUGAGCAACGCGGCCGGGCUAUGACCCCAGGGCCGCUGCUGCUGCUGCUGGGGGCGCUGGGGGCGCCGCUCGCCCCGGGCGCCCGCGGCACGGAGGCGGAGGGCCGGCUCCGCGAGCAGCUUUUCUCGGGCUAUGACAGCUCGGUGCGGCCGGCGCGGGAGGUGGGGGACCGUGUCGGGGUCAGCAUUGGCCUCAGCCUGGCGCAGCUCAUCAGCCUGAACGAGAAGGAUGAGGAGAUGAGCACAAAGGUGUACUUAGACCUGGAGUGGACUGACUACAGGCUGAGCUGGGACCCCGCGGAGCACGACGGCAUCGAUUCACUCCGCAUCACGGCGGGAUCCGUGUGGCUUCCGGACGUGGUGCUCCUAAACAACAACGACGGGAAUUUUGACGUUGCUCUGGACUUGAACGUCGUGGUGUCCUCCAAUGGUUCCGUGCGCUGGCAGCCUCCGGGCCUCUACCGUAGCAGCUGCAGCAUCCAGGUCACCUACUUCCCCUUCGACUGGCAGAACUGCACUAUGGUGUUCAGUUCCUACAGUUAUGACAGCUCCGAGGUCAGCCUGCGGACCGGCUUGGGUCCUGAUAAGCAGGAGCGGCGGGAAGUGCACAUUCACGAAGGGACCUUCAUUGAGAAUGGCCAAUGGGAAAUUAUCCACAAGCCUUCUCGGCUAAUCCAGCCUCCAGCGGAUCCUAGGGGAGGGGGGGGAGGACAGCGGCAAGAAGUCGCCUUCUACCUCAUCAUUCGCCGGAAGCCUCUCUUCUACCUGGUCAAUGUCAUUGCCCCAUGCAUCCUCAUCACUCUCCUGGCCAUCUUCGUCUUCUACCUGCCGCCAGAUGCAGGAGAGAAGAUGGGGCUGUCCAUCUUUGCGCUGCUGACCCUUACCGUGUUCCUGUUGCUGCUGGCAGACAAAGUCCCCGAGACCUCCCUGUCUGUCCCCAUCAUUAUCAAGUACCUCAUGUUUACCAUGGUCCUCGUCACUUUCUCAGUCAUCCUUAGCGUCGUAGUCCUCAACCUGCACCACCGCUCACCCCACACCCACCAAAUGCCCGUUUGGGUCCGCCGGAUCUUCAUCCACAAACUCCCUCUAUACCUGGGUCUGAAGAGGCCCAAACCUGAGAGAGACCUGAUGCCGGAGCCACCUCCUGUAGCCCUCAGGAAUUCUCCAGGAAGUGGCUGGGGUCGGGGAACAGAUGAAUAUUUCAUCCGGAAGCCACCGAACGAUUUUCUCUUCCCCAAACCCAACAGGUUCCAGCCUGAAUUGACCGCCCCGGACCUGCGGCGACUUACCGAUGGUCCAACCCGGGCUGUGGGCCUGCCUCCCGAGCUACGGGAGGCCGUUUCCUCCAUCAGCUACAUCGCUCGGCAGCUGCAGGAGCAGGAGGACCGCGACGCGCUGAAAGAAGACUGGCAGUUUGUGGCCAUGGUAGUGGAUCGCCUUUUCCUGUGGACCUUCAUCAUCUUCACGAGCGUUGGGACCCUCGUCAUCUUCCUGGACGCUUCGUACCACUUGCCCCCUGCCGACCCCUUUCCUUGAGGACAGAGGGCCAAGACGCAGGUCCUCGGCCAGCUGAACUGAGAGUUGGGCAGUGCUGUCAAGGCCUGUGCCUUUCUGCCUCUCGACUCCACUAGGAAUCCAGGCUUCCCAUAUCAUUGCCCUUCUGGGGAGAGCGCCCAAGUGGGACGGGGCCGACUGAAGCCCUGGGCCCCACAAGAAAUGCACUAUCGGUUUAUUUAUUCUUUGGCUUCUUGUAGAAGUUCCUUUGGAUAUCAACACUAGGUUGCCGGUAGAAUGGAACAAAGAAGGAGAAGUAGAUUGUACGCCCUAGGAGGGCAGGAACUGUGUCUCGUUCACUGUAAUACCCCAGUACCUAGCACAGGUCCUGACCUGUAGGAUAGUAGGUGCUUCACAUUUGUUGAGUGAUUAGAGAAUUUUUUUUUUUUCCUGGAAGGAACUAUAUCAGUUAAUAGUGCUUAUGUUUGCAUACUGGGACUAGUGGUCAUUCUCUUUGUUUUUACUUUCCUGUAAUUUAUUGUUUUGUAAUAAGCGUUAUCCUUAGGAUUAAAAAAGAAAAAGUUAUUUCUAAAAGGAUGCAUUUGUAAUGAGGGGGGAAAAGAGCAUUUUAAAAAAACCUUCAUUUAGGUUCCAGCUUUGGUGCUCAAACUUUGGAUAAGGUACUAAGCCGCUCUGGGCUUAAGAUUCCAUGACUGUAAAAUGAAGCUAAGAAUAGUAUCUGUUCCCAAGUCUGAAGGUCACAUGAGAAGAUGGGAGCAAAAGCUCUACACAGUAUACAUCAGAGUUUGCAAACUGGUAUGUUUGUGUGACCUAUGUUGUUGGCCUGUAUAAUUUUUAGUGUGAGUUAGCUACUUUAAAAAUUUGGAUAUUGCACAGAGAAAUUUGGAUUUCUGGCUUCUCUUGGGGAAAAAAAAAAAAUUAAACUACAGUAACACCGGGCCUGAUUCCCCUGUUGGCAGCAACCUGCUAGUGCUGAUGCGUGUGGCGGCCCACCCUGGUCAAGGUGUUUGCACCAGAACUCCUCAAAGCCCCCACCCAGCUGACCAGCUUGGCUCAUUUUACUUGCCUGUUCCUCUGUAACAUUAGACAAAAGCCAGGAGAGGGGUGGGGAGAGGAGUUGAAGACAAUGAGAGGCGAGGAGUAGGAAAAGGUGGUGGUAUCUCACGACCAUCCCUCACUUUAUGCCCAUUUCUUUUCGAUUCGGAGAGCAGGUCGCACCAAGUGUAAGGCGCACGGGACAUUAGGAUCUUGUGCCCAGCAGGUUGUGCGAACUGAAGCUGAGUUAAUGUUUCUGCCUGGAGGUCAGGCCAAAGUCAGCUUGAGCCCUAGUGGCUGCAGUCGUUAUAGUGAAGUACGCAGGGUCCCCAAGCCCUCACACCUCCUCAGCUGCUGGAGGCCCUGCCCUCAGAGGGAUCAU
Molecule: messenger RNA, 2944 nt
Organism: Callorhinus ursinus (northern fur seal)
Lineage: Eukaryota; Metazoa; Chordata; Mammalia; Carnivora; Otariidae
Gene: CHRNB1
Product: cholinergic receptor nicotinic beta 1 subunit
Biological process (GO): monoatomic ion transmembrane transport
Cellular component (GO): postsynaptic membrane
Molecular function (GO): transmembrane signaling receptor activity; acetylcholine-gated monoatomic cation-selective channel activity
Source: RefSeq, a predicted model, not a curated record